CUAGAACCGCCAACUACCACUAGGUUAGUCCUCGAAAUAUAGGAAAGUGUACAGAGGAAACAGGCACGGUGUUUAAUCAGUUUUACAGCCAAGGUGUUUCAUCACUUUUGUUUCUACUUCGACACGCUACUAUUACUAUUCACCAAGCUUCUUGCCAACAACUACAUAUUGUUAUUGGACAUGGCAACCAACGCCUCUAGAACAUCUAAACCAUUCCGCCCCAUUGCUGAUAAGAGUGUAGAAGACUUAAUUAAUGAAUUAGAUAAAGCUGAAGGGGAAGAACCUAGCUUUAUAUUCGGAAUCGACUAUACAAGUAGUAACUUAAAGAAAGGAGAGCACACUUUUGGAGGAAAGAGUCUUCACACCUUACAAAAAGGGACCUUGAACCCCUAUCAACAGGUACUUCGGUCAAUAUGUUCCGCCUUCGCAGAUGACGAUGAUGAGUAUGUAGAUGUGAUUGAUGUAUUUGGAUUUGGAGACAAGUCCACACAAGGCAAGAAUGUCUUUCCAUUCAAAGCGGAUGGAUGCGAAGGUAUCGAGGAUGUACUCUCGUGCUACAACAAGCAUACGAAGAAAAUAACCCUGAGUGCGCCGACAAAUUUUGCUCCGAUUAUUAAUAAAGCGAUCCAGAUUGUUAAAGAAAGAAAAUCGUAUCACUUACUAGUAAUUAUAGCAGACGGUCAGGUCAGUUCCGAAUGUAAGCAGCAGACAGAGGACGCCAUUGUUCGGGCUUCAAAAUACCCAUUGUCAAUAAUCAUGGUUGGCGUUGGCGAUGGACCGUGGGGUACCAUGAAGAAAUAUGACGACCAGUUACCGAAAAGGAAGUUUGACAAUUUUCAGUUUGUAGAUUUCCACGCUGCUGCCGAAGACGCUGUUGACGAAGAAGAAUUCUUAGGUAAUUUUGUACUGCAAGCAUUGAUGGAAUUGCCAGAUCAGGUUAAGGCGAUAAAGCGUCUCGGUUAUAUAUAAAUGCUGACUUCGAUCACAAGGUGGAUUUUAAAAGCGUUAGUUACGAUAUUAUUUGUAUAAUAACAAUACAGUAGUAAUGCGUAUUAUUAUGUUUGAAUAAUAUACAGUGUUGCUUUGAUGAACAUUAUAAUGACGAUUACUGAGACCAAACUUCAGUUACUUUAUAUAACCACUGCGCUGAUUCGACCCAUUCUGUAUAAUGAUAUCCUACAACAAUCUUUCUUUUUGGAAAGCGGUAUUACAUUAUUGAUAAUGUUGACUAUAUUGGUUUUUAGUACCACCGAUGCGAAGGUGUAUGUUCGAUUUUUUUUUUAAACGAAUGGCGAAUGUAGUGAGAACUCGUAACUGGUAAAGAAGAAAAUAAUUGACCCAACCCAUUACAAAAACAAACGACGCACCCUAAAUUUGACUAACUUUAUUUUGCAUUUUUGUCAACGCAUAUGAUCACAUAAUAGGCUAUUAAUUUUUAGCUAAUUAUUAUAACGGUUAGGGCCAGAAUGUCCGUUUAAAUUAUGAUAAAGAUUUAAAUGCUAAUAAUGUUUAGGUAUAAGAAUAUAACGUUAAAAUAGUUUAGCAUUAUUGUAAUUAAUGCUUCUGUAUGUUAGACUGUAUUAAAUUCAUUACCAAUUUGUUUGUAUUACCGUGGAGUAUAUAUGUCUAAAGUAUCAUAUUAAUUCGAAAUUACUUUGUAUUCAUUAUUUUAGAGUUGAAUGUUGAUCAUUAAAAACACUCAUACAUUAA
Molecule: messenger RNA, 1710 nt
Organism: Anneissia japonica
Lineage: Eukaryota; Metazoa; Echinodermata; Crinoidea; Comatulida; Comatulidae
Product: copine family protein 1-like
Exons: 4
Coding region: 181-969 (262 amino acids)
Source: RefSeq, a predicted model, not a curated record